AUGGUAGGGAGAUCUUCUGGAAGGAAUAUUGUAAUGUUGGAAACAAAUGAAAUUGCAACUUGUUUGGAAUAUGAAAUAGUAAUUCACGAAUUAAUGCACACAAUAGGUCUUUGGCAUGAACAAAUGCGUUAUGAUAGGGAUGAUUAUAUUAAAGUACAUUGGGAAAAUAUUGGGCCUGCUUAUCUCACACAAUUCGAAAAAGUACCAGAAACAGACAGUACAACAUAUGGUGUUAGAUACGAUUACCAAAGUGUUAUGCAUUAUGCAAAGGAUGCUUUUGCUUCCUCAACAGGGAAAAUUACAAUGGAAACAUUGGAUAGCCAAUAUCAGGCUUUUAAAAAAUAUUUUCUUAUCAGAAUAUUUUUUUUCAAUUUAAAGGACAUAAUUGGAAAAGUAAAGGAUGCCGCACCUAGUGAUUACCUCAAAAUUUGCAAUAUUUAUUCUUGCCAAACCUGUAUGGGACGUCCAUUCAUUCCUGGACAGAAUUACCCGGAAAUAGGUCAGAGAGUACUUACUCUUGGCCCGUGGCCUGUGACUUUACCUACGGGCAGUCCUUCUCCAGCAACUCUGCCUUUGAGACCAACAACUACAACAAUGACUACAACAACAAUUAGAACCACGAGACCUAGAACAACUAGAAGAAGAACAACUACUACGUGGACACCUCCACCAACAUGCCCCCCACCACCACCACCCCCUCCACCUCCACCUCCUCCACAACCACCUUCAAUUCCAAUAGAAAUUGAAAAAGAAGAGGAAAACAAUAAUAAUGUAGGAGAACGUAGAUGGCCUACACCUCAAUUACCGAUAAUACUUCCUUUAAUAAAUAAUAAUUGGUGGUGGAAGAACACUCCAGCACCUCCUUUUCGAUAUCCUCCACUGUUGAGAAGACAAAUGGAUGUUGAGGAAGAAGAUAAUAAGUCGAGAGAAGAAGAAAUGGAUGAAAGUGAAGAGGAUGAUGAAGAUGAUGAGAAAAUGGAAGAAAAUAGAAGAGAAGAAGAGGAAGGAAGAAAAAAUGAAGAAAGUUGGCUUGGAAGAUGGGAAAGACAGUGGAAUGAAAAAAUUGAAGAGAAGGAAGGAUUUGAGGAAGGGGAAGAAAAUAAUGAAGAUAAUUGGGAGAAUAAAGAGGAAUUAUUUCAGUGUUUGGAAGAUUCUAUUACGUGUAAAAAAUUAUUUAAAAGAAAUUUACAAGGAAAUAUUGGGAAAAAUAAAUUAAAAAAGAUUUGUAGACUAAAAAGAGGGGUGAUGAGAAGAUGCUGUAAUAAAUGUAAAGAGAAUAAUGGAAGAAUUAAAAGGAAUAAUUAA
Molecule: messenger RNA, 1305 nt
Organism: Meloidogyne enterolobii
Lineage: Eukaryota; Metazoa; Nematoda; Chromadorea; Rhabditida; Meloidogynidae
Source: the annotation of a GenBank genome assembly